Messenger RNA from Prunus armeniaca (apricot), 561 nucleotides. Lineage: Eukaryota; Viridiplantae; Streptophyta; Magnoliopsida; Rosales; Rosaceae. The record is from the annotation of a GenBank genome assembly.
AUGGGUACCGUAUGGGUACAUGACAUACAUCCACUAGAAGGGUCUAGAGAGAGAGCAAACGAAUUGACAAAUAAUGCAGCAGAGUAUGCUCGAUUACGGAUAGGGCGGGUAAAAGAGCAGCACGUCAAGCUUGCUUCUUUAUCAAACCGGCGUCCUCAUGAAAGGUUGGAUCUCCUAUGCUUGCGAGAUUCAAGAAAGCUAAUAAGAAGUUUCCUCGUCUCUGCAACUGCAAUGGAGUCACCAACGUGUCAGCAGAAGAAACGAGUAAUGGAAUCAGUUGAGAAAUCCCUUGAUUUCUACCAGAGUGUUCUUGGGUUCUUCCCAAUUAGGAGGCCUGGCUCCUUCGACUUUAAUGGUGCAUGCAUGGUCACAGUGGAGAAAAAUUUGAAGGAGAUGGAGAUAGAGUACGUGAAGCGCAGGGUGGAGGAGGGUGGAAUCUACGUUGAUCAGCUUUUCUUCCAUGACCCUGAUGCCACUAUGAUUGAGAUCUGUAAUUGUGACAACCUUCCCGUAAUACCCCUCGCAGGAGAGCCAGUCAGGCCCUGCAAUUGCAAUGCCUAG